Ficedula albicollis (Collared flycatcher) is the source of this 6950-nucleotide messenger RNA. RefSeq names its product angiomotin (gene AMOT). The transcript is spliced from 14 exons. Bases 659 to 3391 code for a protein of 910 amino acids. Gene Ontology annotation, biological process: establishment of cell polarity involved in ameboidal cell migration; angiogenesis; actin cytoskeleton organization. Gene Ontology annotation, cellular component: plasma membrane; cytoplasmic vesicle; lamellipodium. The record is from RefSeq and is a predicted model, not a curated record. Gene Ontology annotation, molecular function: signaling receptor activity. NCBI's taxonomy places the organism in Eukaryota, Metazoa, Chordata, Aves, Passeriformes, Muscicapidae.
CACAUGAAACUGGUUUGCGUGUUUGAAGAUUACAUUUUACUCUCACAUGGUUUUCAUUAUCUGAGAGCCCCGAGGAGAGGCCUGGACUAAAUCAGGGAAGGAAUGGAGAAACCACACAAUGCAAUGAAACUGGUGCUGAGGCAUAGUUGGGAUAGUUGUGGGACAGGGGCUGCUGACGACAGAAGCAGGGCGCUGCCUGAGUGCCAGCAGCAGCGAGAAGUGGAGCAUUCUCAAAACACAAAACAAAGCUUGAUGGCAAAUUAAAACUGUGGCUUGGGCUUGCAGCAAUCCCCCAGUUCUGCAAGGAUAAUUACUGGAAAUCGCUGAAGUUUGAAGCAGAUGAAUCUUGCUGGGUCUGUGCUGGGAGGCAGCUCUCUGAAGUGAGACCUGGUGUGGCUAAAGCUGCGUGAGCUUGAGCUGGUUUUAGCAAGAAGACGUCUAAAAGAAUUAUUUUGGGAGCGAGGAGAGUAUCAAGUGAUCUGGCCUGCUGAAGAGGAGCCUGAAGCCAUCUCUGAGUGGAGAUCUUGGAUUUGCAGGAGGAAGGCUGAGUGUGUCCCCCCAUGUGGCAGAACUGCUCCUCCUCACCAGGGAACUCCAAGUGAAGGACAAAGGUCAAGGGCAGCUUUUACAUUCCACCCAAAAGGCACCACAGUUUGAGAUGAGGAAUUCAGAAGAGCAAGCAGCUACGACAGUUUUACAGCGCCUGCUGCAGGAGCAGCUCCGAUACGGGAACCCAAAUGACAACCGCAACCUUCUCGCCUUACACCAGCAAGCCACAGGGAAUGCCCCCCCUUUCAGCAGCACCGGCAGCCCGGCCUCUCAGAACGAAGGGCUGAGCUCCCAGGACCACCAGCUCGUGACUCAUGCUGCCCGCCAGGAGCCCCAGGGCCAGGAGAUACAGGUGGACAACAGCAUCAUGGAGAAGCAGCUCUCGCCGCGGCUGCAGAACAGCGAGGACCUCCCCACCUACGAGGAGGCCAAGGUGCAGUCGCAGUAUUUCCGUGGCCAGCCGCACGCCAGCGUCGGCGCCGCCUUCUACGUCACCGGCGUCACCAACCAGAAGAUGAGGACUGAGGGGCGGCCCACGGUGCAGAGGGUGAGCCCGGGGAAGGUGCACCAGGACGAGGGGCUGAAGGACCUCAAGCAAGGCCACGUGCGCUCGCUGAGCGAGAGGCUGAUGCAGCUGUCCCUGGCCACCAGCGGGGUCAAGGCCCACGCGCCCGUCACGAGCGCGCCGCUCUCCCCGCUGUCCCCGCUCUCUCCCCAGCAGUCCAGCGACCCUUACAAAAAUUCCGGCUCCAAUGAGUUCUACAAGAACUCGGUGCAGCCCCCUUCCCAGCCCAGCAUGAAAGGAAUGGAGCAGCGGGGGCCUCCCCCGGAGUAUCCGUACAAAAACGUGUCCACCCCGUCUAUGAACUGCAAAACUCAGGACUCGGGGCACUUCUAUAGUGACCAUCGCAUGAGCCAGCAGGGAAGAGCUGAUGGACCUAUGAUGAGGUAUCAGCAUCCCCCUGAGUAUGGCUCAGUCAGGCAGAACCCAGAUGUGCAGCUGCAGUUACAACAGAGACCACCUCACCACCACAGCCCGACUUCUUCCUUGACAUCCCUGGGAUCUUUGACUUUGCUCCAGUCUCCACCACCCUCUAGGCUGUCCCCUUCCCAGCACCAGCAACCUCUGACUCCCAGCCAGGCAGAUCCUGCCAUCCUGCCACGGACCCAGCAGCCUUUCUUGUCCAACCCAGUCCAUCAGGGCGACCUGUACCGGCUAUGCCAGCCCUUCCUGGGCCCGCAGCAGCAGCAGGGCGACUCCUACUCCGUGAUGCCCAGGGCCCAGCAGAUCCCUUCCCCCUACCAGCAGAUGCAAGUAGAUCCUUUUGCCAUCGUUUCCAGGGCCCAGCAAAUGGUGGAAAUCCUGUCAGAGGAGAACAGGUCCCUACGGCAGGAGCUGGAUGGGUGCUAUGAGAAAGUGGCCCGGCUGCAGAAGCUGGAAACAGAAAUUCAGCAAGUUUCAGAGGCAUACAAAAACCUGGAGAAAUCAUCCUCUAAGCGGGAUGCCCUGGAAAAGGCCAUGAGAAACAAACUGGAAGGAGAAAUUCGCAGGCUUCAUGAUUUCAACAGGGAUCUAAGAGAACGCAUGGAGACGGCCAACAAGCAGCUGGCAGAGAAGGAGUUUGAGGGGUCUGAAGACAAUCGGAAAACCAUCUCCCAGCUCUUUGCACAAAACAAGGAAACACAGCGAGAAAAAGAGAAACUGGAAAUAGAGCUGGCUGCUGCCCGCUCCACCAACGAGGACCAGCGGAGACACAUCGAGAUCCGGGACCAGGCCUUGAACAAUGCUCAGGCCAAGGUGGUGAAACUGGAGGAGGAGCUGAAGAAGAAGCAGGUCUAUGUGGAGAAGGUGGAGAAGAUGCAGCAGGCCCUGGUUCAGCUGCAGGCAGCGUGUGAGAAGAGGGAGCAGCUGGAGCACCGGCUGCGCACACGGCUGGAGAGGGAGCUGGAGUCUCUGCGCAUGCAGCAGCGCCAGGGCACAUCUCAGGCUGCCAACGUGUCCGAGUACAACGCCACGGCUCUCAUGGAGCUCCUGCGUGAGAAGGAGGAGAGGAUCCUUGCUCUGGAAGCUGACAUGACCAAGUGGGAGCAGAAAUACCUGGAGGAAAGUGUGAUGAGACAGUUUGCUUUGGAUGCAGCUGCCACCGUGGCUGCUCAGAGGGACACCACGGUGAUCAGCCACUCACCCAACCCCAGCUACGACACCUCACUGGAAGCUCGCAUCCAGAAGGAGGAGGAGGAGAUCCUGCUGGCCAACAGGAGAUGUCUCGACAUGGAGGGAAGGAUUAAGACCCUGCACGCCCAGAUCAUCGAGAAGGACGCCAUGAUCAAAGUGCUGCAGCAGCGCUCCCGCAAGGAGCCUGGCAAGACAGAGCAGCUCUCCUCCAUGAGGCCUGCCAAGUCCCUCAUGUCCAUCUCCAACGCUGGCUCAGGCCUGCUGUCCCACUCCUCAACUCUGAGCAGCACCCCCAUCCUGGAGGAGAAGAGGGAGGACAAGAGCUGGAAGGGCAGCCUGGGUGUUCUGCUGGGAACAGAAUAUCGUUCAGAAUCCAUCCCCUCCACCCCCUCUCCUGUGCUCCCCUCCACGCCCUUGCUGUCAGCCCACUCCAAGACAGGCAGCAGAGACUGCAGCACCCAGACAGACAGGGGCAGUGAGCAGGGCAAAGCUGCUCCUUCCCCUGCAGCUCCCACCCCAGCACGACUCCCCAGCACCAACCUGACCUACAGUGCAGAGAAAACAGAUGGGCCACUCUUCCACUCCAGCACUCUUGAAAGAAAAGCCCCUGUUCAGACUGUGGGGCAGGACCUCCCAGAUGGAGAGAUGGUAGAAUACCUCAUCUGAAAGGCUGUGCCAGGAUCUGAGCUGGGAUAACAGUAGCAAGAAAUUUUUAAAAGACAUUUUUAUUGGGAAAAGAAAAAUGUAGUACCUGAGUAAUAAAAGAACACUCAGCUGUUUGCUCUUGUAUAUUAUGUCUCAGAAGUUUGGACAGGUUAAUUUAUAAUUUGUUCUAAAUUAUAAAAAACCCGUAACACUUGUUCUUUGAAAGUUUCCCCCUUUAUUUUUUAAAUACUGGAUCUGGUAACAUCUGGAGAAAAACAACCUAGGCUUUAGGUGCACUACAUCUGGUAUUUCAUUUCAGUGUUUUUAAAGUCUCUUAAGCAGAAGUACCUGCUCUCACAGGUGCUGGUUACAUGUCUAGCUUGAAUGUAGUAAGGUGAGUUUAAUGGCCUUAAAGAGAUCAGAGCCAGGGACUUGUGAGCAUCAUUUAAUGGUUUUAGGAUACAGAUGUUCUGGGAAGCUUUUAUAAACCUGAGCUGUGAUCAAGGGAGAUUUCCCUUUCACUUCCUCUUUCCUCUCAGUGUAAGAACUCAGAAUAGGUAUUUCAUGUUCAUAGGCUGAAAAGAUUUCCAUUUUCAGUGUGGUAACUUUUUUUUUUUUUUUAACUUCCCAAAUUUCUUUUUUAAUUAUUUUGUUGUUAAAACGAACGACUCCGGUGAUUAAUGUCGCAUUUCAUAUUUGUAGUUCCUUUUGCAAGAUUUGCCACACUUUUGUACUUAAGUACUUUUCAAUAAUUUGUACAGUGGAUAGUAAAUAAUAUAUUGCAUUCAUGUUUUACAUAAAUUAAUAAGGAGAAUUUACAGGCCCAGCCCUGAUCUGUUAGAUCAGAUUUCUGACAUGGCAAUUCCAUUGUCUUUAGUGAAACUACUUCAAAUUUACCAUAGCUCAAGUGGGAAGCCCUGUUGUUUUUCAGAUUUAACAACUUCUUCUACUGCAUCUGUGGAGAUUUUUCUCUGUAGCAGACUUUUCUAUAUUUCAAAUGCCCUUCAACUUUGUAUGUCCCUCCUUUGUGGAGAGACUGGAUUCUUUUUCACAUAGCAAAGCCUCAGAGGUAGAGCUUUAAAGAGAAGCAAAGGUUCAGAUGGCAGUUUCUCUCCUUUCAAAAUACUUCUUUAAUUCAUCUGAGUGGAGAGAGCACCUUAGAGAAAGUCCCAGAGGCAUUACAGAAGAAAGUUACAUAUGUAAGUCGUGAGGUUCACUUCCAGAAUUUUGGGAACUAGCACAGAUGCAGCAGUGCUUUGGUUACAGAAACUGUAAGGAGAUAUUAAGACCAAUAGAAGCACAUGAGUAUUUUUUGUUACUGUCUUUGCAUUUUAUUAAAACACUUCAAUAUUAAUUUCUGUUAAAAACUCUUUUUUUGUACUUGAAUAUUAAAAUAUUUCAUUAGCCAGUGGUCACACACUGGGAACCUGGCUACUUUCAGCUUUCUGUGCAGCAUUAGAGUAGCAAAAUUUUCAUUUCAGAUCGUUUCACCCCAGAAAUAAGGAAAUCCAGCAGUUAAUUAUCACAGAAUUAGCGAAUGUCUUUAAUUCCUAUUUGACACUACUGCUGUGGUGUUCAAAUGAAAUGGCCUUACCAGACCAACAGGGAUCACAGGAGCUCCACAGUGGGAGGGGACAGGAGGUGCCUAAAGGUCAGCCCUGAGCUUUCCUUUGAUAAUAAUCACUUAAAAUCCAAGGAACACACUUCCCAUUGUUACUAGCAGAUUUGCUGCUGGUCAGGGAUCUUCAGGCCGAAUUCCCAGGGCUGCAGAGGUGGCAAAGGGUGGGGUGGGAGAUGCACUGGCCAGGCACAAAGCCCUUCCAAAGGCAGCUCCAGACACUGCAGAGCUGCACUGCAGGGCUGUGCCUGGGGGACAGUGGGACAAUGUCUUUCCACACUGUUCCACAUCUCCCUUCCCUCUGAACCGCUCCCCACCCUUCCCUAGGCACACUGUCCACUGCCACUUCAUUCUCAUCCCUGAGAAUAUCUUGCUUUUAUUUCUCUUGGCUUAACUCCAUCCCACUUUAUGAAGUAAUGCCCACCCUGGAUGAUUUGAUUUCUCUUCCUCCUCCACAGUUGUUGAAAAUGCAGCUUUUCUCAUUAGCUCAAGGUGUCCAACUUUCUGCCAUUUCAGCAUAAAUAUCUGUAUUGUGUUUUGUGGGUUUGGCUUAAAAUGAACAACAAGGGAAAUCAAAUGCCAUUGAGUGUCUGUGUGAGAGGGGGGAGAAAUGUUUGAAUGCUUUUCUCUUCCCUUAGAGUCAGGAAUAGUUAUAUUCCAUCUUUACAAAUACUUCUCACCAUCUGGAAAGAAGUUUUAUGACUGUAGGACUCUAAAUAAACAGUUACAACUCACUUGAUUCACAUUAAUUCUGAAAUGUGUGGGAAAAUUUGGAUCUUUUACAGGUAAAACCUCUGUCAGGAAACUGAUUUUUCCCCAGUCAGUAUUGGCUGUUCAGGUGAAAAUAAUUGAUUUAUCCUCCCUGCAGCUCACUGCUUGCAAGUGGAGUGCCACUGCAUUUUAUUUUUACAAAUCAAAAAGGACAUAAAAGCUUUCUGUGAAUAACAUACAGCAACUGUCUCCUCCAGAAAUGGAAGCCAGGCUGUCUCUGACAGCCUGAACCAUUGCAGGAGCCUUGGCAGUUCCUUGCCCAUUGAAGUAAUUUUGGAAGAUGGUGCAGUUUUGUAAUUUCAAUUUCUUCCACAAAAGCAAAACCCCAAAACUUUGCUGUGGAAGUUGGAGGUCAUUUUCCUGUGCUGACAAGCUGGGAGCCAUCAGGAAUGUAUUCUUCCCCUGGAGCUUCCUCAGAGCCAUCCUGCUGUGAAUGUAAACGAGCUGCUUGCUUUGAGGAAGAUGUGUGCCAUAGUCCUCAGUCUCUGUACAGAUUUUUAUUUUGUUUUUAAAACAGAAACUGCUUUAAGGAGACAAACUGCACACCUAGUCCCUUUGCCUUCUGUAGAGCUUAUUUCUAGUAGAAAGUGGUUUUUAACAAUGAUUGCAACGACCUUUGCAAACCAAAAUUUUAGACUAAGAGUUUUUCUUAAACUCGGGUAUUAGAAGCAGAAUUGUAGCUUUUAUAAAGAAAGCCACAUAUUCUUCUUUGUAGAGCAAAACAAGAAAAUGAAGUGUAGUUAUUUUUCCUCUUUCCUUUCACUGCUUACAGAAAGGCCAAACUCCCAAGUCCUUCUCUUGGGCACUUCCUUUGUGGUUUGACUGCUUGGGGAACUGCCUGAGACCCAGAGACUUUUGUUAUUAAAUUAAACAGCUCCUACCUGGCAGCUCCUGGGGGUUUAGAGCAGUCUGAGGACUCCAGGCCAUGUGUGAGUUGCUCCUCAGGAGCCUGCAGGGUGACACUGAGGUCACCUUGUGUGGUGGUGCUGAAGUUCUGCCUGUAUGGUCUGUGCUGAGAGCUGAGCAUCACCUUAAUUGUGAUUUUUGGGGCUGCCUGAGCUGGGGGGACUCCUGAGCAUCACCUGUGCUUCGGUUUUUGGGGCUGCCUGAGCUGGGGGGACUCACAGAGUUUUAGGCCAGACCCAUUUCCAAGGACAUCUCCUGCUCCAGGAGCAGUUUAAACUAAAAAAA